GAAAUGAAAAAAGUGGGGACCCCCAACAAAAAUAAGUCACAUGUAAGUGCAAAUAAGAUGUCAUAAAAUCACGCCUACUUCAUCCGUAUCACAUGUUUUAUUUACCUAUGCCUUUGUGCCAUUCUCUUUUAUAUCCAAACACCCCCUAACCAAAAAAAUUAAAAUAAAACAAGUGCCAAAUUUUCAUUCUGUUCAAUUUCUGUUUCUCCCCCCAUCAAAUCAAAACAUAAAAAUGUUCUUCUGUUUUUCUUUAUCUUAUUUGUCGAGAUUUUUCACUGUAUGGAUACUUGUUGUUGAGCUAGCUUCAACGGCCACGAUUAAUCCGUCGUCGAAAAUCGGCAACGGCUACCGUUUGAUCUCCGUUGAUGAUUCUACUAAUGGUGGUGGCUUAAUUGGCCUUCUUCAAGUUAAGCAGAAGAACAAUGUUUACGGCCCGGAUAUUCCACUCUUGCAACUCUUUGUUAAGCAUGAAACAGAGAGCCGAUUGAGGGUUCACAUAACCGAUGCAGAGAAGCAAAGAUGGGAAGUUCCGUACAAUCUUCUACCACGAGAAGCACCUCCGUCAAUUAAACAAACAGUUGGUGGGCAGAGAAAAAAUGCACACAGCAAAACACCCACCUCCUCUGAAUACGCCGGAAAGGAGCUCAUCUUCGCCUACAACGCCGACCCAUUCACCUUCUCCGUCAAACGAAAAUCCAACGGCCAGAUUCUCUUCGACUCCACCUCCGAUGAAUCCGACCCGUACAGCUCUCUGGUGUUCAAAGACCAGUACCUCGAGCUCUCAACGAAACUGCCCAAAGACGCUUCGCUGUACGGUUUGGGAGAGAACUCUCAGGCACACGGGAUUAAACUGUACCCCAACGAACCGUACACGCUGUACACCACUGAUAUAUCGGCGAUUAAUCUGAACGCUGAUUUGUAUGGGUCGCACCCUAUGUACAUGGACCUGCGACACAGUGGAGCGGAGCCCUCUGCCCAUGCAGUUUUGCUGAUGAACAGUAACGGGAUGGAUGUUUUCUACAGGGGGAAUUCUUUGACGUAUAAAGUUAUUGGGGGUAUUUUCGACCUUUACUUCUUCUCCGGUCCUUCUCCUUUGGCCGUUGUUGAUCAAUAUACUUCGCUCAUUGGCCGGCCGGCUGCUAUGCCCUACUGGGCUUUUGGUUUCCAUCAAUGCAGAUGGGGGUACCACAAUUUAUCAGUGGUGGAAGACGUAGUCGAAAAUUACAAAAAAGCCGAAAUCCCGCUCGACGUAAUAUGGAACGACGACGACCACAUGGACGGCCACAAAGACUUCACCCUCAAUCCGACCGCCUACCCCCGCCCGAAUCUCUUAGCCUUCUUGGACAAAAUCCACUCCCAAGGCAUGAAGUACAUUGUCCUAAUCGACCCUGGCAUCGGCGUAAACGCCACCUACGGUGUCCACCAACGAGGCAUAGCGAAAGACGUCUUCAUCAAAUACCAAGGCAAACCCUACUUGGCCCAAGUAUGGCCGGGGGCCGUCAACUUCCCGGACUUUCUCAGUCCGGGAACCGCCGACUGGUGGGCUGACGAGAUCCGUCGGUUCCACCAGCUCGUUCCGGUGGACGGCCUCUGGAUCGACAUGAACGAGGCCUCCAAUUUCUGCACGGGCCUAUGCACAAUCCCGACGGGUCGGAUCUGCCCGAACGGAACCGGGCCGGGUUGGAUUUGCUGCCUUGACUGCAAGAACGUGACCAAUACGAAAUGGGACGAUCCGCCGUACAAAAUCAACGCGUCGGGCAUACAAGCGCCUAUUGGGUACAAAACGAUAGCCACGAGCGCUUAUCACUACAACGGAGUUUUGGAGUACGACGCACAUAGUUUGUAUGGCUUCUCACAAUCGAUCGCCACCCACAAGGCGCUUUUGGGGUUAGAGGGGAAACGCCCGUUUAUUCUGACCCGUUCGACUUUUGUUGGGUCUGGUCGUUACGCGGCUCAUUGGACGGGUGACAACAAAGGAACAUGGGAGGAUUUAAGGUACUCCAUUUCGACUAUAUUGAAUUUCGGUAUAUUUGGCGUGCCGAUGGUUGGAUCCGACAUAUGUGGAUUCUAUCCGGCUCCGACGGAGGAGCUCUGCAACCGUUGGAUCGAGGUCGGUGCUUUUUACCCUUUCUCACGAGACCAUGCAAACUUCUAUUCUCCGAGACAAGAGCUCUACCAGUGGGAAUCAGUGGCGGAAUCCGCUAGAAACGCUCUCGGAAUGCGGUACAAGCUUCUACCCUAUAUAUACACGCUUAGCUACGAAGCCCACUUACACGGGGCCCCAAUCGCCCGACCCGUUUUCUUCACGUUCACGAACGACACCGAAUUGUACGGUUUGAGCACACAAUUCCUUCUCGGGCGGGGUUUAAUGGUGACUCCGGUGCUCGAGCCGAAUAAAACCAUCGUGGAUGGAAUAUUCCCACGCGGUAGUUGGUACAACAUGUUUGAUUUCACGAAGGCGAUCGUUUCAAAAGGGUCGUCCAAUCGCGUGGCGCUCGACGCUCCGUUGAAUUCGAUCAACGUCCAUUUGUACCAAAACACGAUUAUCCCAAUGCAACAAGGUGGAUUGAUAUCGAAGCAAGCGAGGACUACGCCUUUUGCCCUUGUCGUAGCGUUCCCGUUAGGUGAAACAAAAGGGGAAUCGAAAGGGAAUCUUUUCCUCGACGAAGACGAGAACCCGGAGAUGAAACUCGGAAAUGGGCACUCGACGUAUGUUGAUUUUUACGCGAGGAUUAGUAACGGGAGUGUGAAGGUUUGGUCGGAGGUCGACGGAGGAGGGUUUGCUUUGGAGAAGGGAUGGAUUGUUGAGAAAGUGAGUGUGCUUGGAUUGCAUGGAGGGAAUAAGAGUGGAUUUGAGAUUGAAAUUGAUGGGAAUAAAAUUGAAGAUGGUUCAAAUGUGGAAUUUAGAACAAUUGAACAUGAAUUUGUAGGUAAAUUGGAAGAAGGUGGGAAUAAAAUUAAGAGUGUGAUGGUGGAGAUUACAGGGUUGGAAUUGCCUGUGGGGAAGAAUUUUGCUAUGUCCUGGAAAAUGGGAAUCCAAGGUUGAAACAAUAUUUAUGGUGGGAUUUAUUAUUAUUAAAAAAAAAAAUUGUUGUAACACUACCUAAUUUUAUCUUGCCAAUGAGGGUUCUUGCAUUAUGAAAUAAAAUUCUCGAAUUAAAUUGCAAAAAUUCAAAUUGAAAGUUGGAGGAAA
This is a messenger RNA of Erythranthe guttata (spotted monkey flower), 3193 nucleotides long. RefSeq names its product alpha-xylosidase 1. Lineage: Eukaryota; Viridiplantae; Streptophyta; Magnoliopsida; Lamiales; Phrymaceae. The record is from RefSeq and is a predicted model, not a curated record. Gene Ontology annotation, molecular function: hydrolase activity, hydrolyzing O-glycosyl compounds; carbohydrate binding. Gene Ontology annotation, biological process: carbohydrate metabolic process.